AUGGACUCCAUUUCUGUCCUGGAUUGGAGAAUUGAUUCAGAAAUUGGGGAAGAAGAUUGUAGAGGAGAAGAGAGGAGAGGGGAAAUUUCUGACUGCUCUCUGCAUGGAAAAGAAAUCAGGAGGAUUCUUUUCUCUAAAGUACAUGAGACGCGGAAGACUGUAAUUGCAUUCGAGUUUGAUCGAGUGACACAGGAUUAUAAAAUUCACCAGGAUGAGAUACACUCAAAGCUGGUUCAGAUUAUGAAAGAAAGAUUGCUAUUUCAUCUUCGUGGGUUGCCAGAAAUUGUUGAGAGUUGGAGCAGUUCUGAAGAUUCCAAUACACUGCCAAGUCAGUUUGCUCGGUCUAUCACUAAGGAAGUUAACGUUCUACAGCGUGUCUUAUCCCGUACUCUACAUGAGUUUGAAGUUCAAUCUAUCUUCAGGCAAGUGGUUGUGAUAUUCCAUGCCCAAAUUUCAGAGGCAUUAUCCAAAAUUGAUAUUAGCACUCCACAAGCUAAAACCAGACUUCAUCGUGAUAUUGAGAGCCUUCUUCAAUGCAUUAGAUCAUUGCCUUCUGGAAAUUGGAGUGACGCUAGUCCACCAAAUUGGGGGCAACUAGAUGAACUCUUGGUGCAAAGAUUUGGCAGAGAAGUUGAUCCGUAGAUGCUUGUAAAGUAGUUAGUUGAUAAUUGUGGAUUAACAACUAAUCGCAUCUGCUGGGACAAUCUGAGGUGCCAUAAGCCUAUAAUUGGAUUGUUAUACCUCCAAUUGAGGAGUUCGUUUGCUCUUUCAAUGUAUCACUCCUUAUGCAAAUUCGAAUGUGCAGGAGAGGAGAGGAUCUUUUUUAACUGUUGUUUUUUAGAAAUCAUGUGUACCAUUUGCUAAACCAUUGUCUAUAGAAAUCCUAAAACAGCUGAAAAGGAAUCAGAUAUGUGCAGUUCAUUUUGCCCCAUGAUUUUGUUGUUUUAGUAUGGGGCUGCUGAGUUUUUACCUUUUUAUUUUUUCGUUUAUUUGUUCUUCAGUUUUGUCAUCCAAUUUUUUCAGGUUGAUAUAUUAUCAUACGGAUCAAUUGAGCAAUGUGCGGAUGUGAAACUACUGCAUAAUCCAUCUUUCUCUGAUUCAAGUAUGCGUUUAAUAUGAUUCGUUUUA
Coffea eugenioides is the source of this 1128-nucleotide messenger RNA. Its product is annotated as vacuolar protein sorting-associated protein 54, chloroplastic-like. The transcript has 7 exons. Gene Ontology annotation, biological process: Golgi to vacuole transport; retrograde transport, endosome to Golgi. Lineage: Eukaryota; Viridiplantae; Streptophyta; Magnoliopsida; Gentianales; Rubiaceae. The record is from RefSeq and is a predicted model, not a curated record. Bases 1 to 642 code for a protein of 213 amino acids. Gene Ontology annotation, cellular component: GARP complex. Gene Ontology annotation, molecular function: syntaxin binding.